Drosophila willistoni is the source of this 2391-nucleotide messenger RNA. It is a transcript of the gene Cf2, whose product is annotated as chorion transcription factor Cf2. Gene Ontology annotation, molecular function: RNA polymerase II cis-regulatory region sequence-specific DNA binding; DNA-binding transcription factor activity, RNA polymerase II-specific. The transcript is spliced from 4 exons. Gene Ontology annotation, biological process: regulation of DNA-templated transcription. Bases 312 to 1835 code for a protein of 507 amino acids. Lineage: Eukaryota; Metazoa; Arthropoda; Insecta; Diptera; Drosophilidae. The record is from RefSeq and is a predicted model, not a curated record.
GCAACUCGUUCAUCUUCUGACAAAUAUAAUAAAUAUAACUACACCACAAAGAAGAAAAGAAAAUGUUAUUAAAAUUAAAUUGACCAUCAUUUCACGCCUCUCGCAACGGCCGUUUCGAGAUAAACCAAAGUGCAAUAAAUAUAGAAAAAGCGCUUUGCGUUCAUGUCACACACUAACCAAGCCUCCUCCUGCAUUUUAUUUGCUACUGCUCCUCCGCCACCGCCUCUGCAUCUGCAUCCGCAUCAGCUGAAUUGCUACUAAAACCACAAUCGUGACGCUGCUUCUACUGGUUGUUAAAUCCUGAGAGUGAAAUGAUAAAAUCUACUACCAACAUACAGGAACAGCGUCUGCCACGCCCCGAGGAUCAACAACAGACGCCGCAGACGCCAACACAUCCGCCUCCUCAUCCUCCACCUCCGCAUCCAGUGCCCACGCAUCAAGUUGCUGCCGUAAUAGCCAAUAUGGACUCUUUGAAAACCGCCUUUCUGCCCAAUCUCAGCAUGGAUCCGAAUGUGCUUGCUCCACACUAUUGUCCCAUGUGUCAUCAGCAGUUUGAUCGUGCGCAACAUGCGACAGAGCAUAUGCAACUCUGCCAUGGCCUCAAUUUAAAUCCCCAAGGAGCCAUUACAACGCUGGAGGCUGCGCAGCACCAGCAACAGCAGCAGCAGCAACAACAACAGCAGCAGCAGCAACUAAAACCCAGUUAUCCUUGUAGCAAUUGUGAUGAAAAAUAUGGCAGCGCCGUAGAACUGGACGAGCAUCAUCGGAUGUCGCAUCAGGCGACUGCCUUUCUGGCCCGCUGCAUUGUAUGCACCAUUUAUGGUGUCAAUUCGGCCACACAGAAUCCCAACGAAUACAAGUGCUCGCACUGUGGUUCCGUUUGCACCGCAGCCAUGUUGGCAGCGGGACAGCAAUCGUUCAUGGAGCAGCAAGAGGCGCCGGUGACGCCUGAUGAUAUGCCGGCCAUAGCACCGCGUGAUAUGAGACUGACCCCCGAAGAGCAGCAUCACCAACAGCAACAAUUGCAACAACAGCAGCAGGAGCAACAUCAUCAAGCGCAUCAGCAACACCAGCAGCAACAGCACCAACAGGACGACCUCACUGAUGCCCAGGUGGCGCUUAAGGUUCCUCCGCUUACAGUCAAACUGAACAAAAAUAGCAACAAUGGCGGCGCCUCGCAUCCGCAGGUCAUCAUCAAAGAGGAACCACUCAGUCUCAGUGAUAGCGGCGAUGUGGUUAGCUCUGUUCCCGUCUAUGCCAUACAAGCGAAUCCCGGAGCCAGCGGCCAGCCGGGCGGACAACCAACAACUGCUGCACCUGGCGGAGGACCCGGAGCCACAACAAGUGUCCUGGUCAGCACGCAAACAGUGGCCGCUGAUCUUGCGCAUAAAAUACGACACAAAUGUCCGGAUUGCCCAAAAACUUUCAAGACACCCGGCACGCUGGCCAUGCACCGUAAAAUCCACACAGGCGAAGCAGACGCCACGCCUAAAGAACGCCCCUACACGUGCUCCUACUGCGGCAAGUCCUUCACUCAAUCGAAUACACUAAAACAGCACACUCGCAUACAUACAGGUGAGAAACCAUUUAGAUGUGGAUAUUGUGGCAGGGCGUUCACUGUUAAGGAUUACCUGAACAAACAUUUAACGACUCACACGGGUGAAAAGCCGUUUCACUGUGGAUACUGUGAGAAGUCCUUUAGCGUUAAGGACUAUCUCACCAAACAUAUACGGACACAUACGGGCGAAAAGCCGUAUACCUGUCCGUAUUGUGACAAGCGUUUUACGCAACGCAGUGCACUCACCGUGCAUACGACGAAACUGCAUCCGCUCUAGGGAAGACCCAGCGGGGGACGCCUACUCACUGUUGACCCAAAGAAACAAUCAAGCUCAGCGGCUUAGACAACACACACACAUACACACACAGACACACACACACACCCAGAUACACUGAUCGAAGAUCGAAGAAGACGAGAGAGAUCAAGGAGAGAGAAAACCAAUAGCAACAAAGUGAAACCUAAAAAGCAUAAAAAAAUGAAAGACCUUUUCAAAGACGAAUCGAAGGAUGGAAUUAGAGAGGAGAAGAAUCAACCCAAUCAACGACUGGCGAACCUUCAAUGUGCUGGUAGAUUCUAAAUUAGAUGAUUUUUUUCAAACAAAGAUUGUAACGAAAGAAACAAACAAAAAAAAAAACAAGAAAAAUUCAAAAAACAAAAAAAAAAUGAAACAAAGAAAGUUGUACUAAAAAAAAAAAAAGAAAUAAGGAAGAAACCAAGAAAAACUAGCUAAGGAUGAGUUUUAUUGUUUAAGUUUUUCAAUUUUGAUUUAUCAAAUAAUUUUUGGUUAUGUAGAUGUUUGCUAUAUUAUUUUUCUAUGUCCAUAUCAUAUUUUA